CUAUAUAACCAGAUCCGGAGACUUUGACUGAAACACACUGGGAAGUCUCAAAGUCCCAAUCAACCUUCAAUAUAAGCAAGCAAGCAAAGCAAUAACAUAAACAUUGACUCUCAGACUCUCACUCCUAAAACUAAACCAUGUCAUCAAUCACUACUCAAAACAAUGACCCUCCUCCUCCCAACACCCAUUUCUUCACAACAAAACCCAAACAUAACAAAACCGUUAUCCUUUCAACCAUAACUCAACCAUUUCAAUGGCUCCAAAACCUCUCAACCCAGCUAAACCCAACCUUCAUCCUCGGAAUCUUCCUCAUCCACGGCCUCCAACAAGGCUUCACCGGCUCCUUCUUCCGCGUCGCCGCCGACUACUACUGGAAAGACAUCCAGAAGCUCCAACCCUCACUCGUCCAAAUCUUCGCCGGAAUCUACUUCAUCCCAUGGGUAUUCAAACCCCUAUGGGGAAUCCUCACCGAUGCUUUUCCGAUCAGAGGAUACCGGCGGCGACCAUACUUCAUCGGCGCCGGAGUGAUCGGUACGGUUUCGGGGACGGUGCUGGCGGCGAAAGGGGAGAUGGCGGCGGGAGUGGCGCUGGCUUGCUUCGUAGGGGUUUCAGCGUCAAUGGCGAUUGCUGAGGUCACGAUUGACGCAUGUAUCGCGAGGAAUAGCAUUGAAGUGAGAUCUCUGGCGCCUGAUUUGCAGAGUUUGUGUUCGUUUUGUUCUUCUUUUGGUGCUCUCGUUGGCUUCGUUUCUAGUGGUUUUUUUGUUCAUCGUCUUGGACCUCAGGGAUCACUGGGUGUUGUGGCGGUUCCUCCAGCUUUAACAAUUUUGCUGGGAUUCGUGAUUUAUGAACGCAGAACAGAUGCCUUGCAUAAUGAAAAGAAGCAGACAUUUUUGCAGGCAGUGGAGGGAGUAGGAACAAAAGUUAGAAUUAUGUACAAAACAAUGAGACACCCUCAAGUAUGGAAGCCUUCUCUCUACAUUUUUCUCUCCUUGGCUCUUAGUGUAACCACUCACGAGGGACAUUUUUACUGGUAUACUGAUCCAAAAGCCGGCCCUGCAUUCUCUAAGGAGUUUGUUGGAGUGAUAUAUGCAGUAGGUGCAUUUGCUUCAAUACUUGGUGUCAUGAUCUACCACAAGUCUCUAAAAGACUACCCAUUUAGAACCUUAAUAUUCUAUGCACAACUUCUAUAUGCGAUGUCUGGGGUAAUAGACCUAUUCUUCAUCCUCCGUUGGAACCUAAAAGUUGGAAUCCCUGAUUACAUCUUUGUGAUCAUAGAAGAAUCAUGCACAAGAAUCACAGGAAAAAUUAAGUGGAUGCCCAUGUUGGUUCUAAGCACACAAUUGUGCCCUUUGGGAAUUGAAGGCACAUUUUUUGCAUUGUUAAUGUGCAUUGAUAGCAUUGGUGGGUUAAUUUCCAAAUGGGGUGGAGGGUUGCUUCUUCAUGCGGUUAAUGUCUCUAGGACUGAUUUCACUAACCUAUGGGUCGCUGUGUUUGUAAGAGACUUGCUUAGAUUUGGGACACUGGCUUUUGUUUUCCUUGUACCUAAGAAAGGUCAAUCUGAGGGGUUGCUCCCUUCUGAACUUUCCGGAGAGAAUGUGAGUAGUGAUGGCAAUGUGGAUGAAGAAACCUUAGAACUUGUCCCCCCCAAUGUAAAAAAUGAAGUAUAGAUAGAUAGUGACAUUUUUAUAUUUGUUACAAUGAUUAUGCAAAUAUAUAUUUUUUUCACCCACUUUAUAAGAGGAGACAAUAUCAAUUUAAUUA
Messenger RNA from Arachis duranensis, 1761 nucleotides. RefSeq names its product probable folate-biopterin transporter 6. The coding region runs from base 138 to 1667 and encodes 509 amino acids. Lineage: Eukaryota; Viridiplantae; Streptophyta; Magnoliopsida; Fabales; Fabaceae. The record is from RefSeq and is a predicted model, not a curated record. The transcript has 5 exons.